Messenger RNA from Entamoeba invadens IP1, 3939 nucleotides. RefSeq names its product serine-threonine protein kinase, putative. Gene Ontology annotation, biological process: protein phosphorylation. The transcript is spliced from 3 exons. Gene Ontology annotation, molecular function: protein kinase activity; ATP binding. Lineage: Eukaryota; Evosea; Mastigamoebida; Endamoebidae. The record is from RefSeq and is a predicted model, not a curated record. Bases 1 to 3939 code for a protein of 1312 amino acids.
AUGAUCAUGAAUCCCGUAAUCCUUACACUCUUUCUCUUUUCUUUGGCUCUCCAAGACGCAAGAGAGAAAGACACAGACUCUGACCCACCUCUUGAAUGUUUGUGUAACAAUGGAUACCACUGUGACGAAAAUGGGAUAUGUGUAAUGGAUUGUUUAUUUCCUUCGUGUGUUGGGGGCUGCAUAUCUCCUAAUGAAUGUGGAGUGUGUGAUGGAGAGGGAAUUGAAAGUGAUUGUAAUAAAUGCAAGAGUGGGUACUCGUGGGGUGGAUAUGGGAUAUGUGUACCAACACCAAAGAAAACAUCGUGUGUUGGUGGCGUCAAAGAAGGAAAAGAAAUUGUUUUUCAGCGAAAAGAAAACGGUACAAAUGUGGUAAAGGAAAUCAUCACAAUAGAAAACAUUGUAUAUAGUGAAAAUAUAUGCUCUAAAGUCGUGGAUCCAAGAGAUCCAGGAGCGUAUGGAGGUUGGGUUCAAUUAAGUAGUGAUAUAUCGGGAUAUGUAAGUGUAAGUACGAGAGGAUACAACGAAGAUACAAUUGAACAUAAAGACUUUUUGAAACAAGUUGAGAGUGACGAUUUGUUCUUUGCAACACAGAAAAGUUGUCAAGAAGAAGUGAGUGAAUCCUGUUUCUUAUUUAGUGCUGGGACAAGCAAAUAUAUUCAUUCUCCACAUCUUGUUUUUUACUUAACACAAACACCUCUAUACUUAUUUGUCCACCACGCCUUUGGUGAAUCGUUUAACUCGAGUUUUCCAUUGUAUGUUGAACAAACGGAACAUCCAUGUCUUUCAUUUUCACAACUCAUAACACUUCCAGAAGAUUUAAAUGUUGUAAAACAUGAAAUAGAUUUUAACAACUUCGUGUUUAGUUCGUCGUCGUGCAUCUCCAAUCCAAUCAACACAAAGUGGUUCAGAGUUGUUCCUUCGUUUCACACAAUAUUGUUAAGUCUUUGCGAAUCAAGUUUCACUGGAGAUUUAUCAAUUCAAGUGAUUCGCUCAAAUUUCAACUCUUCAACAGUUAAGUCGUGCGAUUACGAAAACAGCAAAUGUGUUUCAUACGUUUCUGGUAAUUGUGGUACCAAGUUCAAAUAUUCAAAAAUGAUUUUACCGGCAUCAGAAAGUGACAUCACAUAUUACGUUGGCAUUGUAUCACAUUCAACUGUUUCAGUUGGACAAAUUGUGUUAUCCACAAGUUUGACAUGUGUUUCGAAUUGCAACAAUCAUGGUAUUUGCAGUUCAUAUAUGGGAAGUUGUGUGUGCGAAGACAAAUACGUUUUACGCCAAGGCACGUGCACGAUGUGUGGCAACGGUCAAAUUGAUCCGUUUGAAGAGUGCGACAACUCGGUUUUUCCAGACCCCAACUGUGGAGAAUACACAUGUCUCUGUAACUCUGGACGCGUUCCCAAAAACUUCACGAGUGGCAUUUACUGUGUUAUUCCCACUUGUGGUAAUGGACAAAUCGACGAAGGUGAAGAGUGUGAUGGAGGGGACAACUGUUUUGCGUGUCGUUGUGUGAACAACACGCACAAUUAUGCGAACCCGCAGAAGGGGUGUUUGACAAAUAGUUGUGGGAACAACAUAUUAGACGAUGGAGAGGAAUGUGAUGGUGGAACUGGUUGUUACGAGUGUCAGUGUCAAACUGGAUACAUUUUCCACAACAACACGUCAUGUCGAGAGUCGAGUUUUGUAGCCAAUUUGGUCAUCUAUUUUGUUGUUUCAAUUGUGAUUUAUUAUAUUUUGUAUGGAACAAUAUUGUUGUUUAUACUGAUUGGUGACAGACAAUUGAAGAAAGCAAUCCGAAAAGAUUUGAAAGAGUGUGAAAUACUGCAAAACAUCACUGGAUGUGGGUCAAUUCCUUUUGUCAAAACAAAUGCAGCGAGGGUGGCGAUAGACAGGUGCCCAUUCUUUCACUUUUCUGAUAGUGUGUUGGAUUAUUUGGACCAAGGAAAAAUCGACUUGAAUAAGAAGUACCACUUUUGUUUUACUCUCAGAAACACAACGAGAACUGUAAUGCUUUACACGUUCCACAGCAGAGACAAUUCAAAGUACCAAAUAACUUUUGAGCCGUUUGUUGGCAUUUUGCGUUCAAACGAAGUCGUGACUGUUAAAGCUUCGUUGGUGAUGUUUUGCACUUCGAAUUUGAACGAAAAAGUGCACGUCACUUUCAAGUAUGGAAAGAUACACACAGCCGUUGUCGAAAUCAGUAGAAUUUUUGAUAUUCAAAAGAACGAAAAAUGCGAUAAUGAAAAUGAGGUAUUCAGUGCGUCGAGUGAAGAAAAUAACAGAAACAGUUUUUCCGCACUUGUCCCCAACAAAGACAAGCCUCCCAAUCCCAAAGAAGAGAUGUACGUUGUCAUGAAACUCCGUGCCGAGAGUAAGUUGUCGACAAAACUUGAUUUCGACGAAAUUGAAAUUAAACAACCCCCUGUGGGGAAAGGGAGUUUUGGGUUAGUUUAUCGUGGGUAUUGGCGUGGGUUAGAGGUUGCUGUCAAAAUGCUCAAAAGCGAUAUGUUUGACACGGAAGCUUUACUUCCGAGUUUUCAAGAAGAGUGCAAUUUGAUGGAACGCAUGCGUUGUCCCUACAUAUUAGGUUUUAUAGGAAGUGUGACCAUGCCGGACCAACUUUGUGUUAUCACUGAAUUUUGUCCAUUGUUCUCUCUGCGAAAGUAUAUGAAAACAAAUUACAUGACAAAAAUCUUUAAGGUGAAAGUGUGUUUGGACAUAUCGAAAGGGAUGGAAUACCUUCAUUUAAAUAAUAUAGUCCAUCGCGACCUUAAAAGUGACAAUGUCUUAAUGGUCUCCAAUAAUCCAAAUGAAGCAGUUACUGUCAAGAUAUCCGAUUUUGGUACCUCUACACUAUUUGUGGACACAAAGAGCGCAAAGAAGAUUGUCGACGUUGGCACCCCAAUGUAUAUGGCACCGGAGGUGCACGACAAAAGUCUCGGAAAUGCCAGUUUCAAAUGCGACGUGUUUUCCUUUGCGAUUUGUCUGUUGGAGAUAUGGCUGACAAAGUCUCCAUACGACCCAGAGGUGUUUGUAACACAAACAAGUAUUCAAGACUUUGUGAUGAGCGGGAAACGACCACUAAUACCCAAAGAUUGCGUCUAUAGAAGACUGAUAAGAAAGUGUUGGGCUCACAAACCCAAGAACCGCCCGGCAUUUCCGGAGAUAACAGCAGAAUUGGAAAGUACAUGCCAGAAGGUAAUUGCUUCAAAUAUGAGAAAACGUCAAAACACAAUCACCGUAUUACAGCCGUUCAAAGAGAACUCACAAAAAGCAAAUGAUCUUGCUAUUUUACAAACACCAAGAGUCUUCACAUUCAAUCCAAACUCCCAACAAACAGAAGGAGAUGGGCUUGUUAUUACAAACCUGACAUCAAAUCAUCCUCCUAAAGAAAGUGUUCCACAUUGUAGAGAAGAAAAUUUGAAGUCUUCACCGUCUACCCCAAGAACACCAAAUCAAGAAUACUCUGUUGUUGAAAUGAAUUCACCACAAUUCACUCCAAGAUCAGCUAAAGACACUCCAGUCGAUGCUUCCACGUCAUACACACCAAGAAGAAUGGAUCGGAAAAACGAUGAAGAGAACACAUUGUCAAAAGACGAGAACUCGUAUUCUGAUGUUGAUGACUACUUAGUAAAAGAAGAAAAAGACGUGAAACCAAGUGAAAACCAAGUUCCUCCAAUCCAACCAAAAACACCCCGAUACAGCGUACGCAAAAUUGAAAGAGAGAAAUUAUCAAUGGACCUUUCAAAUAUUAAAUGUAGUGACAGUUCUGAAUAUAUUGGUAAAGUUGUGUUGCAAAACAAAGGUGUAAGCGAGCGCGAGAAACACAAACCAGAGAUCAAAAUUGUCAUCACACAAAAGACAAGACAAGUUAAUGCCCCACAAAUCAUCGAGACAUACAAGCGAAAUAUCCACGACGAUAUAGAUAACGCAUCGAAAUAA